This is a messenger RNA of Rotaria sp. Silwood2, 261 nucleotides long. NCBI's taxonomy places the organism in Eukaryota, Metazoa, Rotifera, Eurotatoria, Philodinida, Philodinidae. The record is from the annotation of a GenBank genome assembly.
AUGAACAAAUUAUUUGAAAAUAUUGGAGUCACUCAUCUUUAUUCCACAGUAUAUCAUCCACAAACUAAUGGACAAAUUGAACGAUUUAAUGCUACAAUGGAUGGAAAAAUUGCCGCAUUAUGUAAUGAACGACGUACGGACUGGGAUGAAGUAUUACAAUUUGUUACAUUUAAUUAUAAUACAUCAAUACAUGCAACAACAAAACAAACACCAUUCGAAAUGAUGCAUGGAAGACAAGUUACACUUCCAUUUGAUCAAUAA